Molecule: messenger RNA, 1777 nt
Organism: Macrosteles quadrilineatus (aster leafhopper)
Lineage: Eukaryota; Metazoa; Arthropoda; Insecta; Hemiptera; Cicadellidae
Product: protein lifeguard 1-like
Exons: 7
Coding region: 194-1114 (306 amino acids)
Cellular component (GO): membrane
Source: RefSeq, a predicted model, not a curated record
AAGUUACUGUUGGUAUUGGAUGGUAUUGGUUACGUGCGGUACGGCUGUCAAAUAAGAGUUCUAGAACAAACAAAUAUUAUCGUGUUGGCUAUCAUUAAUUAAUUAUUGUGCAAUAUUGUGUAUUUUUUUGUUGCCCGUGACUUUGUAAGCAAAGUGUCUGUUGGAAAUUUAAUCUCGUGAGAUUGUCAAAGAAAUGGCGUGGCAGCAAUCAGGAUACCCACAAGGCCCCCCACCACCCGCAGGGUUUAUGCCCGGAGGCUACCCAACUCAAGGAGGCUACCCAGGAUACCCGACACAACCCGGAUACCCACCAGGCUUUCAGCCCCCGCCCCCUGGAAGCGGUUAUCCUCCCGGAGGUUUUCCAGCUCCUCCUGCAUUCCAUCUCCCCCCAGAUAUGAGCAACGUAGAGAGUGGGUAUGGCGGCGGUGCCAACUCCGGCGCCUUCGCCUUCUCAGACAAAUCUAUCCGCAUGGGCUUCAUUAGGAAGGUGUACAGUAUACUCAUGGUCCAGAUAGCUGUCACUGUCGCAAUAAUUGCUCUUUUCACAUUCCACGAAGGUACAAAAGUCUAUGUCCGAACCCACCCCGGACUAUGGUGGUUGGCUAUGAUCUUCAUGUUUGCCACAAUGAUCACUCUGGCAUGUUGCGGAGAUGUAAGACGCAAGGCCCCGAUGAACUUCAUUUGUUUGGGAAUCUUCACUUUGGCCGAAGGGUUUCUACUUGGCUGCGCCACAUCCAUGUAUAAACGCGAGGAGGUGUUUUUUGCUGCUCUUAUUACUCUUGUGGUAGUUGUCGGGCUCACCUUAUUCGCUUUCCAAACAAAGGUCGAUUUCACUGCCAUAGGAGGAAUAUUAUUUGUCGCCGUCCUAAUUUUGAUGGUGUUUGGAAUCAUAUGUAUGUUUUUCCCUGGAAAGACAAUGAUUCUUAUCUACUCUUCGUUCGGAGCUCUUCUCUUCUCCGUUUACAUUGUCUACGACACGCAGAUGAUGCUGGGUGGGGAUCACAAGUAUUCCAUUUCUCCUGAGGAAUACGUUUUUGCUUCUCUCAAUCUCUACAUGGACAUCGUCAACCUGUUUCUGUACAUUCUCACCAUCAUUGGAGCAUCCAGGGAUUAACCUAGUCACAUUCCCGUCAUUGUAAUAUAUGUGGCUUUCACUUGAAGACUGUUUGUUGUUUAUAUGUGAAUAAACACAUAGAUUACAUAACCUCUGAAUAUAGUACACACUAGUAAACAUUGUACAGCCAUUGUUAAAGUUUAAUAAAAGCAAAUCUAUCUUUUUCCCUCUAAGAUUCUUGUGAUAUAACCUAUUUUGUUAGAUUCUAUUAAUAAUAUUAAUAAUUAUAUUUAUAUACAUGUUCGUUCCUAGUUCACUGUCUGUUUGGUCUGAAACAAAAGUUUGGUGUUAAACAAUGAUUUGCAUUUUGGAAGGAGGAUUGUGUUUAGAGAGAACCUGAGGUUAACCUAGUGUUAGUGUAGUAUAUUGUAAUUAUUAUGUUGAAUUGAAAUUCGUAGUCACAAUUUUUAUUUGACUAACAGCAACCAUUGCUGUGUUAUUUACUUCUGCAAAAUUUGACAUCAAAAUAAUAUGCUGAAUUGCUGCAUUGUGCAAACAUCAUUACACAAUCUGCCUUAAGCCACACUUUUUUUAUCCUCGGCCGAGAUGCUAGAAAAAUAUUUUAAUGUAGUUGUUUUAUGAUGAAAUUGUAUGAUGUGUAUCCCAACCGUAUGUAUUUGCUGUAGUAUUAAUUUUUGUAUCAAUAAAUUAUUGUGUGUAACA